This is a messenger RNA of Baudoinia panamericana UAMH 10762, 882 nucleotides long. RefSeq names its product glycosyltransferase family 17 protein. Gene Ontology annotation, cellular component: membrane. The record is from RefSeq and is a predicted model, not a curated record. The annotation marks the transcript as partial. The transcript has a single exon. Gene Ontology annotation, molecular function: beta-1,4-mannosylglycoprotein 4-beta-N-acetylglucosaminyltransferase activity. Lineage: Eukaryota; Fungi; Ascomycota; Dothideomycetes; Mycosphaerellales; Teratosphaeriaceae. Gene Ontology annotation, biological process: N-acetylglucosamine metabolic process; protein N-linked glycosylation.
CGCAAAGUGUACGACCUCUUCCUGCUUUCUACGGAGCUGGACUGGCUGGAGAUCCGUCUGCACACUUUGAGCUCCUACAUCGACUACUUCGUCAUUGUAGAGUCGAACAGCACCUUCACCGGCCUACCCAAACCAGCCUAUCUGGCUGAAAACUGGAACAAAUUCGCACCCUUCCACAGCAAAAUCAUCCACAGUGUUGUCGAAGACCCAGGCCUGUCAAUUGGAAGCAGGACUUGGGACCACGAAGACUACUUCCGCAACGCUUUGUUAUACGCCACCUUCCCAAAACUAGUCGGAACGCUCCAAGAAGCCCAAGAAGGCGACGUCCUAAUCGUAAGCGACGUAGACGAGAUCCCCAAACCGGAAGCCAUUGUCGUUCUACGCAAAUGCGCCAUUCCCGACCGUCUGACUCUACGAAGCCAAUUCUACUACUACAGUUUCCAAUGGCUCCACCGCGGGGAAAUGUGGGCGCACCCGCAAGCAACCACCUACCACGGCCUCGACCGCACCAUCUCCCCCAAGGACCUACGCAACGGCGAACCACAUACACCCGGCUGGUUCUGGCUAAACCAUCUGAGAACAUGGUACCAAUCGCGUGACUUCUGGGACGCGGCGUGGCAUUGCUCAUCUUGUUUCCACACUGUGAAGGAGAUGCAGACGAAGAUGCAGAGUUUCUCUCAUGUGGGGUGGAAUACGGAGGCGAAUCGCGACGUGAGGACUAUUGUGGAGAGGGUGAGGGGUGGUGUGGAUCUGUUUGGGAGGGAGGGGGAGGUGUAUGAGCGGGUGGAGGGGAACACGGAUGUGCCGGCGUAUAUUUUGCAGCAGCCGACGCGGUUUGGGUAUUUGUUGGAUCGGGAUGGGGAGGAUGGUGGGUUCCAGGAU